GCGGGCUCAGACGCAGUGCGUCGCCGCCCGGGCCGCCGGAGCGCCGGCUAUGUCCGACUCGCGGGUCCCGAACUCCUCCGGCCAGGGCCCGGGGGGCCGCCGGAGGUCCUGGGCCGAGCUGCUGGCUGGCAGGGUGAAGAGGCAAAAAUACAGUCCUGAGAGGGCACAGAAAUUAAAGGAAUCAGCUGUGCGCCUCCUGAGAAGCCGCCAGGACCUGAGUGCCCUGUUGCUUGAGGUAAGAGGAAGCUGCGGCGUUAAGAUUGAUGGUGCUUCUCUGACUCUGCACCAAGAACCGCUGCAUCAAGGCAGCAGCAAAACCACCUUGCCGGCCACAAGAGUCGCGCAGGUGACCUGCUCUGCCUUGCAGGAUCAGGCCUCACGGCUGGGGGUUCCUGUGGGUAUUCUGUCAGCCACGAUGGUUGCCUCUGGUGUGGGACAGAUCUGUGUGACUCCAGUGGAUCCCAGCCACCCUGUACUGCUGACCGUGGAGCAGAGAAAGAAGCUGUCUUCCCUGUUAGAGGUGGCUCAGUAUUUAUUGGCACACAAUAUGUUCUCCCGUCUUUCCUUUUGUCAAGAAUUGUGGAAAAUACAGGCAUCCUUGUCCGUGUUUGUCUCCAGCCAUCCCGACAUGCAUGGUGUGGGAGCGUGGCUCUUCAGGAACCUGUGCUGCCUCUGCGAACAGAUAGAAGCAUCCUGCCAGCAUGCUGAUGUCGCCAGGGCCAUGCUUUCUGAUUUUGUGCAAAUGUUUGUUUUGAGGGGAUUUCAGAAAAACUCAGAUCUGAGAAGAACUGUGGAGCCUGAAAAAGUGCCCCAGGUCGCGGUUGAUGUACUACAGAGAAUGCUGAUUUUUGCACUUGACGCUUUAGCUGCUGGAGUACAAGAGGAGUCCUCCACUCACAAGACCUUGAGGGGCUGGUUCGACGUGUUCAGCGGACACACGCUUGGCAGUAUAAUUUCCACAGAUUCUCCGAAGAGGUUUUUCAGUCAUACCCUGACUCAGAUACUCACUCACAGCCCUGUGCUGAAAGCAUCUGAUGCUGUUCAGAUGCAGAGAGAGUGGAGCUUUGCGCGGACGCACCCUCUGCUUACCGCGUUGUACCGCAGGCUCUUUGUGAUGCUGAGUCCAGAGGAGUUGGUUGGCCAUUUGCAAGAAGUUCUGGAAACGCAGGAGGUUAACUGGCAGCGAGUGCUCUCAUUUGUGUCUACACUGGUUGUGUGCUUCCCAGAAGCACAGCAGCUGCUCAGAGACUGGGUGGCGCGUUUGAUGGCCCAGGCAUUUGAGAGCUGCCAGCUGGACAACAUGGUCACUGCGUUCCUGGUCGUGCGCCAGGCAGCACUGGAGGGCCCCUCUGCAUUCCAGUCAUAUGCAGACUGGUUCAAGGCCUCCUUUGGGAGUGCGCGAGGCCACCAUGGCUGCAGCAAGAAGGCACUGGUUUUCCUCUUCAAGUUCUUGUCAGACCUUGUGCCUUUUGAGUCCCCUCGGUACCUGCAGGUGCACAUUCUCCACCCACCCCUGGUUCCCAGCAGGUACCGCUCCCUCCUCACAGACUACAUCUCACUGGCCAAGACGCGGCUGGCUGACCUCAAGGUGUCUAUAGAAAACAUGGGACUCUACGAGGAUUUGUCAUCAGCUGGGGACAUUACUGAGCCCCACAGCCAGGCUCUUCAGGAUGUUGAAAAGGCCAUCAUGGUAUUUGAGCAUACAGGGAAAAUCCCAGUCACCGUCAUGGAGGCCAGCAUAUUCAGGAGGCCUUACUACAUGUCCCACUUCCUCCCUGCGCUGCUCACACCUCGAGUGCUUCCAAAAGUCCCUGACUCCCGUGUGGCUUUUAUAGAGUCUCUGAAGAGAGCAGAUAAAAUCCCCCCGUCUCUGUAUUCCACAUACUGCCAGGCCUGCACCACUGCUGAAGCGAAGCCGGAAGAUGCAGCCCUGGGAGUAAGGGCGGACCCCAGCUGUGCCGAGGAGCCCCUGGGACAGCUCACGGCUGCCCUGGAAGAGCUGAGAGCAUCCAUGACAAACCCUAGCCAGCAUGACGUUAUCUCCGCACAGGUGGCAGUGAUUUCUGAAAGACUGAGGGCUGCCCUGGGCCACACUGAUGAUGAUGACAGCGUUGAGUUAGCAAAGAUUCAACUCAGCAUCGACACACCGAGACUGGAGCCACGGGAACACAUGGCCGUGGACCUCCUGCUGACGUCUUUCUGUCAGAACCUGAUGACAGCGUCCAGUGUGGCUCCUCCAGAGAGGCAGGGGCCCUGGGCCACCCUCUUGGUGAGGACCAUGUGUGGACACGUGCUCCCUGCAGUGCUCACCCGGCUCUGCCAGCUGCUCCGUCACCAGGGCCCGAGCCUGAGUGCCCCCCAUAUUUUGGGCUUGGGUGCCCUGGCCGUGCACCUGGGUGAGUCCAGGUCUGCGCUCCCGGAGGUGGAUGUGGGUCCUCCUGCUGCCACGGUGGGCCUUCCUGUGCCCGAGCUCUUUGAAAACCUCCUGACCUGUAGGACCAGGGGUUCCUUGCUAUUCUGCCUGAAGUUUUGUACAGCAGCAAUUUCUUACUCUCUGUGCAAGUUUCCCUCCCAGUCUCUUGGUGUCUUGUGCAGCUGCUUAUCUUCAGGCCUUAUUAAAAAGUUUCAGUUCCUUGUGCUCAGAUUAUUCCCAGAGGCCCGACAGCCUCUUUCUCAGGACGCAGCCAGCCUUUCCUGGAGACCCUUGUAUCUACCUUCUGCAGACUGGCAGAGAGCUGCCCUCUCUCUCUGGACACACAGAACCUUCCGAGAGCUGUUAAAGGAGGACGAUGUUCAGUUAACUUACCGAGACUGGCUACACCUGGAACUGGAAAUACGACCUGAAGUUGAUGCCCUUUCAGACACAGAAAGACAGGACUUCCACCAGUGGGCGAUCCAUGAGCACUUUCUCCCUGAGCCCUCUGCCUCAGGGGGCUGUGAUGGAGACCUGGAGGCCGCAUGUACCAUUCUUGUCAACGCGCUGAUGGAUUUCCACCAAAGCUCAAGGAGUUACGGCCGCUCAGAGAAUUCUGAUUGGGUCUUUGGCGGCCACACAGGAAAUGAGGAUAUUAUUUCCAGAUUGCAGGAGAUGGCAGCUGACCUAGAGCUGCAGCAAGACCCCUCGGUGCCCCCCAGCCACUCCCCUUCCCAGGGGCACUUCCUCUAUGGGAUUUUCCACAGACGGCUGCAGGCUCUGAUCAGCGGGUGGGGCGUAGCUGCCAGCCUUCAGAGACAGAGGGAGCUUCUCAUGUACAAAAGGAUCCUCCUCCGCCUGCCUUCAUCUGUCCUCUGCGGCAGCAGCUUCCAGGCCCAACAGCCCAUCACUGCCAGAUGCGAGCAGUUCUUCCACUUGGUCAACUCGGAGAUGAGAAACAUCUGCUCCCACAGAGGCGCCCUGACGCAGGACAUCACUGCCCACUUCUUCAGGGGGCUCCUGAACGCCAGUCUGCGGAGCAGAGACCCUUCUCUGAUGGUCGACUUGAUGUUGGCCCAGUGCCAGACGAAAUGCCCCUUAAUUUUGACCUCAGCUGUGUUGUGGUGGCCGAGCCUGGAGCCUGUGCUGCUCUGCCAGUGGAGGAGACGCUGCCAGAGCCCACUGCCCCGGGAGCUGCAGAGGCUGCAAGAAGGCCGCCAGUUUGCCAGCGAUUUCCUCUCUCCUGAUGCCACCCCCCAGGCACCCAACCCAGCCUGGCUCUCAGCUGCCGCACUGUACUUUGCAAUUCAACAAGUCGGGGAAGAAAAUGUCCGGACCCAGCUCAAAAAGUUGGACUGCGAGAGAGAGGAGCUAUUGGUUUUCCUUUUCUUCUUCUCCUUGAUGGGCUUGCUGUCGUCACAUCUGACCCCGAACAGCGCCCUGGGCCCACCAAAGGCUUUAGAUGUUUGUGCCGCAGUCCUCGAGUGUUUAGAGAAGAGGAAGAUAUCCUGGCUGGCGCUCUUUCAGUUGACAGAGAGUGACACCAGGCUGGGGUGCCUCCUCCUCCGCGUGGCCCCGGAUCAGCACUCCAGGCUGCUGCCUUUCGCCUUCUACAGUCUUCUCUCCAACUUCCACGAAGACGCAGCCAUGAGGGAAGACGCCUUCCUGCGUGUUGCUGUCGACAUGUACCUGAAGCUGGUCCAACUCUUCGUGGCUGGGGAUACGAGCACAGUUUCACCUCCAGCUGGCAGAAGCCUCGAGCUCCAGGGUCAGGGCGACCCUGUUGAUCUGAUAACAAAAGCUCGCCUUUUUCUGCUGCAGUUAAUACCUCGGUGCCCGAAAAAGAACUUCUCACACAUAACAGAGCUGCUGGCUCAUCGUGGAGACUGCGACCCGGAACUGAGCGCUGCCCUCCGGAGCAGGCAGCAGGCUGUGCCUGACACUGACCUGCACCGGGAGCCUCAUCUCUUCUGACAGGACCUGCCAGUGCACACCAGGCCCGCUCCUUUGUAAAUAAUUUAUUACAAGUGUAACAUGGAGCUCCUGUUGCACUAAAAAGUGGAUUACGAAUCUCCUCGAUUGCUUUAGUGGGGAAAAGGAAUCCAUUAUUUAUAAACUGCCUGGCCCCAAGUCACUUCAGUGUUUGCAGGAAAAUAAACCACUGGUCCCAGA
This is a messenger RNA of Cebus imitator (Panamanian white-faced capuchin), 4585 nucleotides long. RefSeq names its product FA complementation group A (gene FANCA). Gene Ontology annotation, biological process: interstrand cross-link repair; regulation of regulatory T cell differentiation. The transcript has 42 exons. The record is from RefSeq and is a predicted model, not a curated record. Lineage: Eukaryota; Metazoa; Chordata; Mammalia; Primates; Cebidae. Gene Ontology annotation, cellular component: Fanconi anaemia nuclear complex. Bases 50 to 4387 code for a protein of 1445 amino acids.